GUGAGAAUGAAUGAUGUCAGGCAAGAUCCAGGCUCGCGGGGGGAGCAAAGAGCAUGAAACUGAGUGUAAACACAGCCGUAGCACGCAGAAAAGCUGCCUGGAGUUUACCCCGCCCUCUCUUCUGCCUGGAGCCGCCCUCAAUCAGGAGAGCUUCUCCAGCUGUAGCACUGCUGAGGUAACAGAGCAUACGGAUCUGGCAAUCAUUUCAAGGAAACCUUACUAAGAAGUGUAGCCCUCCGCAUCGCCCUUAAGGCCAGUCCCUGUUGCCUGGAAGGAGAAGAGAGGAGUAAGAAGCUGUGAGAGACGAGAAUUGCAGGGAAAGAUAAAGUGUGGACAAACUUUCUAGCUGCUUUUGCUUCAGCUACCACCCCAGAAGUGGGAGUGUCUGUGUCUUUGGCCAUAAAGCUGCAAAGCCCAAAUGUCAAAGAGUCCUGAGGCUGCAAAGGAGACUUCCCUGCUGCCUUUGGGGCGGAACUACCUUCAGCUCCAUGUUUCCAUAUACAACCAGUGGGUACGUUGAAUGACACAAAUCAAUACAACUUGUAUUCUGCAUAGAGUGAGGUUAAUGAUGGAAUUGGCUUGUACCGACAUGUACCACGACAGCCUGAGUAUUUCACAUAAGAUGUCUAAAAUUAGAUGGACAAGUACUAGAAAUGCAACUGUAGAACGAUCCUGCAUUGGCAAGGAUUACUUGGAAAAAUAAAAAAUAUAUUUUUCCAGGUCAAUUUAGAAGGACUUUGGGCUUUCGCAUUCGACUGCAGUCUCAACAACAAACAAACCCAAAAUUCAUCCUAAUCUUAUUUCAUCCUACACUCAAGUCAUAAAGCUGGUCUUUUGGUAUCACAAGUCUUUCCAGGAAAAACAGACUGUCUUAUGAAGACAUAAACACAAGUGUGACUUCACUGGGGUAUCAAGCUGAAGGAAAAGUUGGCCUACCAGCUAGGGAGCUCUUGCAAUUGUUAACACAGUUAUGACACUACCUAUCAGGGAAUAAUCUUCUACCGUACAUCAGUUCAGAAAGAGCCACGUUGAAUUGCCUGUCUCUCUUUCCAUGUCUAUAAAUCUGCCACGUUCAACCUCGGAGGUGAAGUAUGCGUCAGUGGUAGGCAAAGGGAUUCCAGUGGUGCAAAAGAUGGACUCUGCUGUUGAAGCACUUCGGACUCUUUUGGGAUCAAAGAGGCUACAUAUUCGUUCUUUGUCCAUCACUCUUGAAGUUUUAGGCCUAGGUUGAUACCACCCACUAAACUGAUUGAUUGAUUCCAGAUCAAAAUAAAGUUAUUCCACUUUAAUUUAAAAGUUAACACCAUCUACUUGGAUUAAACUAAUGAUACAGUAAGAGCUUUUGGGGAAAAAAACUGAGUUUUGUCUCAAAGAUCUGUUGCAGAACAACUGAAAAGAGAAAGCAGAAUGGACAACUUCUGAAAAUUGUAUUAGAGAACAAAAAUCAAUUGGAAACAUACAAGGUGGACUUAAAGGAGUAAAGAAUUUUAAAAAGCAUCCAGAAACUGGUAAUUCCCUGUUUUGGCUCAAGGUCUUGGGAUAAUGGAUACCAUUGAGACUGCAAAGCUUGAAGAGCACAUGGAAAGUCAAAACAAUGACACCUCAAAUGGUUACGUUCGACCUACCCUAUCUGUCAGUGAAGAGAGUGAAAAUGGCAAUGGCAAACCUAAGGGUUUACCUAAUGGUUUGCGAAAAGGCACAAAGAAAUAUCCGGACUAUAUUCAAAUUUCUAUGCCUGCUGAAUCUAGGAGCAAAUUUCCUUUGGAAUGGUGGAAAACAGGCAUUGCCUUUGUGUAUGCUCUCUUCAAUUUAAUUCUAACAACUGUCAUGAUCACCGUGGUUCAUGAGAGGGUACCUCCCAAGGAGCUCAGUCCUCCAUUGCCAGAUAAAUUUUUUGAUUAUUUUGAUCGUGUGAAAUGGGCUUUUUCUGUAUCAGAAAUAAAUGGAAUGAUACUAGUUGGAUUAUGGCUAAUCCAGUGGUUAUUUCUCAGAUACAAAUCAAUAGUGGGACGCAGGUUCUUUUUUAUAAUUGGAACUUUGUACCUGUAUCGCUGUAUUACCAUGUAUGUUACCACCCUACCUGUUCCUGGAAUGCAUUUUCAGUGUGCUCCAAAGUUGAAUGGAGAUUCUCAGGCUAAGGUGCAGAGGAUCCUACGAUUGAUUUCUGGUGGUGGUCUAUCCAUAACUGGAUCUCACAUCCUAUGUGGAGACUUCCUGUUCAGCGGUCACACAGUAGUGCUAACACUCACCUACCUGUUUAUCAAGGAAUACUCACCUCGUUGUUUUUGGUGGUAUCAUUUGAUCUGCUGGUUGAUGAGUGCCGCUGGUAUAAUCUGCAUUCUCGUCGCCCAUGAACACUACACUGUGGAUGUUGUUGUUGCUUAUUAUAUCACCACAAGGCUCUUCUGGUGGUACCACUCAAUGGCUAAUGAAAAGAAUUUGAAGGUCUCUUCCCAGACUAAUUUUCUCUCUCGAGCAUGGUGGUAUCCGAUAUUUUAUUUCUUUGAGAAGAAUAUACAAGGCUCAGUUCCUUGCUGCUUCUCAUGGCCAAUAUCUUGGCCUCCCAGCUGCUUCAAGUCUUCAUGCAAAAAAUAUUCACGGGUUCAGAAGACAGGAGAGGACAAUGAAAAAUCCACCUGAAAGAAAGAUGAAGAAAGGAAAGAAAGCAUCUGCUCUUUAUUUUACCAAAACAUUAAUGCGAUAACCAAAGUUCUUAAAAGGACUAAAUUGUAAGAGAAUAAGUGGACCAAAUUCUUGUGCAAUUAUACAAGACAAUUGUAGACAAAAUAUAACUCCCCUUGAUAUGUUUUCUAUUCAUCACAUUCUACAGAGCUAUUCUACUCGUCAGUACUAAGAGUCCACCACAGAUAGGAUUUUUCCCUGAGAAAGAAAAGAAGCCGUAGUUUGGUUUACUUAUGAGAUUGAGGUGCCAAAGAACACACCACACCUUUCGUUUAUUAAUUAUCACUCAUCCACAAAAUAUCAUCUUUAGAGUUCUGGAGUUUGAGGGCAAACGCAUACUAAAAUUUAAAGUUACAAUAUCUGUCUACAAUGGUGGGAAGUGGUUUACUGUAUUCUUCUUGCUAAUGAAGGUAAGACUUAUGAUAUAUGACUGGUGAAGCCGGAAGUGAGCCUUGACAUUUUAUGCUCUAUGGGAAUGAAUCUACUAUGACCCUGAAGUACUCCCACUGCCCAUGUACUCUGAUAUACCAGUUUUUACAUUUUGUAUUGGUAAUUUUAUAUUUUUUAAAAAAAAAACUUAAAAAAAGGAAAAGGAAAGCUGUUGUGAUGUGAUGACAUUGCAAAUUAGAAAUAAUACCUGCUAACAUCAUUGGAGCUCUACAAGCAUGGAAGUAUUUUUAUUUUUAAAACCUAUAUCUAUAUAACAAGAAGAAAAUUAUUUCAAAGUCUAAACAUUUAAUGGCAAGUUAGCCUGGGUCUGUAUGUAUUAUGUAUAUAUACCUAUAUGCAUUACAUAGCUAUAUAUACAUACUUUUGUGUAUUCACACACACUAACCAAUAUUAGAUAAAUGAAGAGAAAGCUGUGUAUAAUAUGUUGUAAGCAAAACUCCCACUGAUUUCCUUCACCUGCUUCAAGAUUGCAAAGUCAGUCCCCAAAUGGGAAAUGUAAAAAUCAAACAUUUUAAAUUUUUAGUUACUAUAUCUUGACACUAUUGUGCUUGAGAGCCUGAUGUUAUGUAUUUAGAGGUUUUGGGGGUUUUUUUUCCCUUAUAAAUAGUUGGCACAAAUCUCAGUGACUCGUAAAAAGGUGCAAGGCGAAUACACUCCAACAGCAACACUUCUUCCACUGUUAACUAACAAUAUUUAUUAUUAAAUAGUACUGUCAUGACUGAACUGCUAUUCCUUCCUAUCGGGACUUGUGUAGAUACUUUGGUUGGACAAACAAGUAUGUUGGUUUAGUAUGUGGGAAUACACAACUUAGUUAGUGUACAACAGAACUGCAGAUCAGCAGCUUACCUGGUCAACGUUGUUCUUGGGGAAGCUAAAUUGAUACUGGGCAGCCCAGAGUCUAACAGUUUAUUUGUUCUGUAUUCAUUUCCUCAGCUACUCAAGUAUUUUAUUUUGAAACCUUUAUUAAAAGCUGAUUACAGAGGAGGUAAUUGCAUUAAUAGUUAAAUUAACCUGCAACUUGAGUGGAAAAAAUUGCUCUAAUUUUUAGAAUGUCUUGACAAGUGUGAACACUGAAAAGAAAAUUAAAUAAUGACAUUCUCAUUUUAAAAAUAUCCAGUUAGAAAAAUUACUACAAAUAAAAUGCAAUAUACAGUACCCAGAUCUGAUUUCUUUUUCAGUUCACAGGGUCAAUGACUAUAAAAUUGUACUCCAGAAAAAUCUUUUUAACUUGCAUUUCAGAAGAUUUUUGUGCAUUAUCAAAGCAGAAUACAACAAACUGCAUUUCUUACAGGACAUCCUGGUAAAACAUAGCAAAGUAAUGAUAUCCAAGCUCUUUUUAAAUAAAAAAAAUUCUCCUCACUGACUGCGGGUCUGAUGUUGUGCCUAUGGACACAAGGUUAAUGUCUUGUUCUUGGCAGAACUUUUGUGGCUCACAAACUGAAACCAAGGACAUACAUUUUAAGAACUGUUCCUUCAGUUAUUAGCUAACCAAUCCUAUUAGUACAAUAUCAGCCUUUGCAGAUCCCCAAAGUUGUUGUUGGUGGUGGUUGUUUGUUUUAUUUCUUGUUUGAGUUCAUCUACGUGGACCACAAUGUCUUUGAAGUUAAACCAGACUAGUAUGGUUAAUCUCCUAACUAACAUGUUAGUUAUUUUUAGUUGAACCACUUCUAAUAGCAAAGUCUAUGGAGGGAAAUGUGGGUGAAUUUCAUUAGUAAACCUGCUUCAAGAUAAGCACUGGUCAGAGCAUUCUAGGAAGGAUCAGAAACUAUGCUUUUCACUUGUCAGCCUGUUAGGUUACUGAAUAACACAUCUGUUGAUAGCCUAAAUAGAUUACAACAAAGUUCCACCGAGAUAUUUAGAAGGGUAUCUAGCUAAUGACUGACCUAUAGUAUAUAUCAAGUGCUCUGCUCAAAACCAAUAUCCUUAUUCUUUACAAUUUUUUUUUAGGUCCCAUUUUGUUUAGAGGGGAGAGAAUUAAAAUUGAGUGAGUAGUGUUGGUUGUUUUU
This is a messenger RNA of Dermochelys coriacea (leatherback sea turtle), 5138 nucleotides long. RefSeq names its product sphingomyelin synthase 2 (gene SGMS2). The transcript is spliced from 12 exons. Gene Ontology annotation, biological process: sphingomyelin biosynthetic process; ceramide biosynthetic process. Gene Ontology annotation, cellular component: Golgi membrane; endoplasmic reticulum membrane. NCBI's taxonomy places the organism in Eukaryota, Metazoa, Chordata, Testudines, Dermochelyidae. The coding region runs from base 1543 to 2640 and encodes 365 amino acids. Gene Ontology annotation, molecular function: ceramide cholinephosphotransferase activity; sphingomyelin synthase activity. The record is from RefSeq and is a predicted model, not a curated record.